AUGUCUGUUUCUGUUCAUUUUAGAGUGGUUAUCGCACGCCGUUAUUCCCGCUAGGCAGUACAUCUUUUUCACAGCUCCACUGGGACUAACAGAGGUGAAAGGAAGAGUUGGAGCAUAAUACCUCGUCAGAAUCAUGGGACAGACUGGGACAUCAUCUUUCCUCUUCAUCACUCUUCAACUCACAGUGUUGUUGGCAGUUUUUUCAUCUGAAAUUAAAUUUGUUACAGCAGGGAAUUCAGACCCAAGCCUCGGAACAAACUCUUCCAUUGGCAACCAAACUAACAAGAAAUGUGAUUCAGUGGGGACUGAAUGCCAAGUGGGUGUCAUUCUGCCCAUAUGGUUACCAGAGAACCCAUCCUUUGGUGAUAAACUGUCAAGAGCCACAGUUUACUUUGUGGCCUUGUUUUACAUGUUCCUGGGGGUCUCUAUCAUUGCGGAUCGCUUCAUGGCAUCCAUCGAGGUAAUUACAUCACAAGAGAAGGAGAUCACCAUCAAGAAACCAAAUGGCGAAAAAGUGACAACCACUGUGCGUAUAUGGAACGAGACAGUGUCCAACCUGACCCUUAUGGCCCUGGGUUCCUCCGCCCCGGAAAUCCUACUGUCCGUCGUUGAGGUGUGCGGUCACAACUUUAACGCAGGUGAUCUGGGCCCGAACACCAUUGUUGGCAGUGCUGCCUUCAACAUGUUCGUUAUCAUUGGAUUCUGCGUUUCUGUCAUUCCCGAUGGAGAGCACCGGAAAGUCAAACAUUUGAGGGUAUUCUUUGUUACCGCCACCUGGAGUAUAUUUGCGUACACCUGGCUUUAUCUCAUCUUGGCUGUUAUCUCUCCCGGCAUCGUACAGGUGUGGGAGGGCCUUGUCACACUGUUCUUCUUCCCCUUGUGUGUGGGGAUGGCUUACGUCGCAGAUCGCAGACUUCUUGUCUAUAAGUACAUGUACAAGCGCUACCGCACAGGGAAGCGAAGAGGGGUGAUCAUUGAGACGGAAGGGGAGGCGCAAUUUCCUUCAAAGAUGGACAUUGAAAUGGAUGGGAAAAUGCUAAACUCAGAGGGCUUCAUGGACGGAGCGAUGGGUUUCGAUGAGAAGGACCUGGAUGAGGAGGAGGCCAGGAGGGAAAUGACCCGGAUCCUGAAGGAACUUAAGCAGAAGCAUCCAGAGAAGGAGACGGAGCAGCUGAUAGAACUGGCCAACUACCAGGUAUUGACACAGCAGCAAAAGAGUCGCGCCUUCUACCGAUGCCAGGCUACCAGGAUCAUGACGGGAGCAGGGAACGUUCUGAAGAAGCAUGCAGCAGACCAAGCCAGGAAAGCUGUUGGUGCGUACGAGAUCCGCUCUGAAGUUUCGGAGAAUGACUUUUCGUCAAAGAUCUUCUUUGACCCCGGUACAUACCAGUGCUUGGAGAACUGCGGUACAGUGGCCUUGAAUGUAGUACGCCUUGGUGGGGACUUGACUAACACUGUUUCAGUGGAAUACCGUACCGAAGAUGGCACAGCCAAUGCUGGCUCGGACUACCAGUUUACUGAGGGCGUUGUGGUGUUCAAACCUGGUGAGACUGAGAAGGAGAUCCGGAUAGACAUCAUUGAUGAUGACAUCUUUGAGGAGGAUGAGCAUUUUCUGGUCCACCUUAGCAACGUGAAGGUCAUAUCGGAGGGCACUGGCUACGGACAACCAAGGGCUAAUCACGUGGACACUUUGGCGGGCCUUGGCCUACCCUGCUCAGCCACCGUGACUAUCUUUGACGAUGACCAUGCCGGGAUCUUCACUUUCGAAGAACCGGUAAUGACCGUGAGCGAGAGUAUUGGCAUGAUGGAAGUGAAGGUUCUUCGUACCUCAGGAGCGCGGGGACUAGUGGUCGUACCCUACAAGACCAUGGAGGGUACAGCAAAAGGAGGGGGAGAAGACUUUGAAGAUACGCACGGAGCGCUGGAGUUCCAGAACGAUGAGAUCUUCAAAACUAUACAGAUCAAUAUAAUCGAUGACGAGGAGUAUGAGAAAAACAAGAACUUCUUCCUUGAGAUGGGAGAGCCUCAGCUGCUGGAGAUGAGUGAGAGGAAAGCUGUGUUGCUUCAAGAAGUUGGUGGAUUCGUGAAGACAGACAAAAGGCUUUAUGGCAGGGACGUCUACCGGAAAGUGCAGGGUAGGGAUAACCCUGUCCCCACCACCAUUAUCAGCAUUGCAGAGGAAGGGGACGAGGAGGCUCUCUCCAAGAAGGAGGAGGAGGAACGUCGCAUCGCUGAGAUGGGCCGGCCCACCUUGGGGGAGCACGUCAAACUGGAAGUGGUCAUCGAGGAGUCGUAUGAGUUCAAGAACACAGUGGAUAAGCUGAUUAAGAAGACCAACCUGGCUCUAUUGAUUGGAACCAAUAGCUGGAGGCAGCAGUUUAUGGAAGCUAUCACAGUCAGCUCUGGCGAUGAUGACGAGGACGAGUGCGGCGAGGAGAAGCUGCCCUCCUGCUUUGAUUACGUCAUGCACUUCCUCACCGUCUUCUGGAAGCUCCUGUUCGCCUUUGUGCCGCCCACCGACUACUGGAACGGCUGGGCCUGCUUCGUGGUCUCCAUCAGCAUGAUUGGCCUGCUCACCGCCUUCAUCGGAGACCUGGCCUCCCACUUUGGCUGUACUGUGGGCCUCAAGGACUCCGUGACCGCCGUGGUGUUUGUGGCGCUUGGAACGUCUGUGCCAGACACGUUUGCCAGCAAGGUAGCUGCAAUCCAGGACCAGUACGCUGACGCCUCCAUCGGCAAUGUAACGGGCAGCAAUGCCGUCAAUGUCUUCUUGGGCAUCGGCGUGGCCUGGUCCAUCGCCGCUAUCUACCACAAUUCCAAGGGCAACGACUUCCGGGUGGACCCUGGCACCCUGGCCUUCUCCGUCACCCUAUUCACCAUCUUCGCCUUUGUCGCCGUGGCCGUGCUCAUGUACCGCCGCCGACCCGAGAUUGGGGGUGAGCUGGGUGGGCCCCGGGGCCCCAAAAUCGCGACCACCUGUCUCUUCUUCAGCCUGUGGCUCAUGUACAUCGUCUUCUCCUCCCUGGAAGCUUAUUGCCAUAUCAAGGGCUUCUAACUUCUCUAAAAAGUAUCUGAAAGCAAGAUUCAAAGACAAAUAUUUAAAAGAUAUUUGAAAGCUUUAGCUUCUAGAGUCUUCAAAAGCAUCUGAAAGGUCUUCGAAAGCUUCUUAGUCUUUGAAAGCUUCUGUAAGGUCUUAUAAAGCUAUUCAACAGUAUUUGAAAACUUCUAAAAUAUAUUUGAAAGCUUUUUAGUCUUUGAAAGCUUCUAAAAUAUAUUUUCAUGCUUCUAAAAAAUAACCACUUUAUUGCUUUCAUCUAAGACCUCUGAACUAUGUACAAUUCCAUCCAAGGUUUUGGAGGCAUUGACUACUACGUCCCUUUAUCCUAAAUCUAAGAUCCAUGACACUGCAUACCCUUCUGUCUCAUCCAAUGCUUAAGCCAUUUACUACCACAUCCACUACUAUAACUAAGGCCUCUGAACCAACACCAGCAGGAUGAUGGCCCAAAAAAAUUCAGACGUGAAAAACUGAGGCAUUAUGUGUUUUUUUAAACUAUUCAUUUAGUGUUUGUCCGCUAGCUCCUUCAAUCCUGUUGUUGCAGCUUUAUUUUAAAUGGAAGCUCUCUGGUGACUUUCAUUGGAUCAAGACUCCUAAGGCUGUGUAUCCUAAAUGUAAUUUCAGAUUAAGCAAAAAACGUGUGCUUGUUCGGUUAUACAGAACUUCAAAGCUGGGCCUAAAAGUGCUGCUGGCUGGCGUGCACAAUUUCUGUUCAGUGCCAAAAAAAAAUAACUUGACAAAUAACUCAUAAUAUUCCUAUAACAUAGAAAUGUGAGUGGUUGUUUAAAUGCAAAGGGCAUAUGGAUGAUAAAUGCAUAGUUACUGAGGUAAAUACUUAAAUGAGGCGAUACCUCAUUUUAUGUCUACACAGUACUGUUGCAGUGAUGACUCUAUCUCCAAUAUUACAGAAACUAAAGAAACCUUUCCUUACAAGAAUGUCUUGAUAUAAAAUGUCACUAAUGCACAUGUUAUAUAUUAUAAUUUUUUCCCCACUAAACAUUUAUCAGCAACAAUACUAUUACACUAGACAAGUCAAUAAAUAAUUAAUUAGAGGUGAAAUAAGCAUUAUGGCUUUGUGAAAUGUGUAAAGGUCUAUGACUACACAUUUUACAUGACUUGAUUUAUAUCCUAUAACGUCUUCUAUGAUCUUUCUUUUAAUUGUGUAAAACAUAUUUCAUUCAGUCAGCUUCAUCUGCUAGCAGACCGUUUUUACAAUGAAGAGAUUGUGAGAACGCUAUACAGUGGAGACAGUGUCAAAGAAGACUACAAUACACAGAGAUGUUUUGUCAAAAGGUGAUCUGAGUUUUCACUAAGAUACAUUUACCACAAUUUACAAAUUAAAUAUCAUUGUAAAACAAAAACUACACUGUGUAAAUUGAAAUCAACAAGUUGUUUUAUCAACAAAAAAAAUCUAAUUGGAAGGAAUGAGCCUAGAUAUCUUCCAGUGAAAGCUUUUUGAAAAUGUUUUUAGGAAAAUUAAACAACCUUUUCUAGCGUGGUUGGAUGGGUUAAAGCUAUUUUUAUAUUCUUAUCGGACCUCUUAUGACAAGCAUUAUAUCCUAUGACAAGGAUACAGUAUGGAUCUUUCAUAUUUGGGUGAAUAGGGCUUUUAAGACUUCUAUCAUAGUAAGAAGAUAAAGUCCAGAAAAAAUAUAAUAUGCCAUGGAUGAGCAACUGGCGGCCCUCCUUUUGUAGGCCUGCGGACCAAUUAAAUGUUUAAAAAUAAAAAAACGAAUUCUUAGGAGCUUAGUCGGGGUCUCAACUUACUAUUGAGAGUUAGAAU
Messenger RNA from Coregonus clupeaformis (lake whitefish), 4838 nucleotides. Its product is annotated as sodium/calcium exchanger 1. Lineage: Eukaryota; Metazoa; Chordata; Actinopteri; Salmoniformes; Salmonidae. Gene Ontology annotation, molecular function: calcium:sodium antiporter activity. Gene Ontology annotation, cellular component: sarcolemma; postsynapse; axon. The transcript has 11 exons. The record is from RefSeq and is a predicted model, not a curated record. Gene Ontology annotation, biological process: calcium ion import across plasma membrane; sodium ion transmembrane transport; cell communication. The coding region runs from base 134 to 3055 and encodes 973 amino acids.